Molecule: messenger RNA, 1933 nt
Organism: Portunus trituberculatus (swimming crab)
Lineage: Eukaryota; Metazoa; Arthropoda; Malacostraca; Decapoda; Portunidae
Gene: Bap55
Product: actin-like protein 6B
Exons: 7
Coding region: 84-1328 (414 amino acids)
Biological process (GO): nervous system development; regulation of transcription by RNA polymerase II
Cellular component (GO): NuA4 histone acetyltransferase complex; SWI/SNF complex
Molecular function (GO): chromatin binding
Source: RefSeq, a predicted model, not a curated record
GAACAUUCCUCGGCACCACAACAAGCGAGGGAAGGACGCCGCGCCGGGUUGAAGUUGAGCUGCCUUAACACUCUAUUUUAGGCAUGAGUGGCGGAGUUUACGGUGGAGAUGAAGUGGGGGCGCUGGUGUUUGAUCCUGGCCACUCCUCCCUGAGGGUGGGCUAUGCUGGGGAAGAUUCUCCCAAGUUUGAUGUCCCAUCAUGGGUGGGGGUCAUUGAGGAUCAAGAGACUAAUGAGAAGAAAUAUCACAUUGACACAGUAGCUCUUCAUGUUCCUCGUAAAGGAUGUGAGGUGGUGAACUACAUGAAGGAGGGGAUGAUAGAGGACUGGGACACCUUUGAGAAAGUCCUGGACUACUCCUAUGAAAAGUGUAUUAAGAGUGAGGCCCAGUAUCACCCAGUCCUCUUCUCAGAAGCCACUUGGAACGUUCGUGGUAAAAGGGAGCGGCUUUGUGAACUAGUUUUUGAAAAGUAUCAGGUGCCAGCCUUCUUCCUGGUCAAAUCUGCUGUUCUUGCUGCAUUUGCCAAUGGCCGGUCAACAGGUCUGGUAUUGGACUCAGGCGCCACACACACCUCAGCCAUCCCAGUCCAUGAUGGCUACGUUCUCCAGCAUGCCAUUGUUAAGUCUCCUCUCGGAGGAGAUUUUCUCUUGAACCAGGCCAAUAAUUUUCUGAAGGAGUCAGGUGUGGACAUUGUUCCUUCAUACAUGGUGGCAGACAAGCAAUCCGUCAAGGAAGGAGACCGACCCAAAUGGACCAAAAAGAACAACCUUGUAGAGGUGACACCUUCCUGGCACAACUACAUGAAGCGUGAGGUGGUGCGGGACUUCCAACAGACCUUGUUGCACUGCUCCGAGGCGCCCUAUGAUGAGGACGCCAUCAUGGGCAUCCCCACAGAACCUUAUGAAUUCCCUUCAGGCUACAACAAUGAAUAUGGGCUGGAACGCUACCGGAUCACUGAGAGCCUCUUUGACCCCAGCUACAUCAAGGGUGUGGGCUCCACCAUGCUGGGAAUGUCUCAUGUUGUUUCCACUAGUAUUGGCUUGUGUGACAUUGACCUGCGGCCAAGUCUGUACUCCAGCGUGAUAGUGACUGGUGGCAACUCCCUCCUCAAUGGAUACGUGGAACGCCUCAACCGUGAUCUGUCUAGUCGCACUCCACCCAACAUGAGGUUCAAAUUGAUCUCCUCCACUGGUACUACAGAAAGGAGGUUUGGCUCAUGGAUCGGAGGCUCCAUUCUGGCCUCCCUGGGAUCCUUCCAACAGAUGUGGAUAAGUAAACAAGAAUAUGAUGAGUCAGGUAAGUCACAGGUGGAAAGGAAAUGCCCGUAGACUUGCUUCCUUUGUGUACAGCGAGGCAGGAUAGAUAACUUAGUAAAUGUGUUCAAUUCUCUAUGUUCAUAAGUAAAUGGUGUUUAACAAGCACAUGCAAGGUAAGCUUGAAUGACUAACUGUGAGACCUAAAAAUGUGGAAAAUGUUUGCAGCAUUAUCAGAGCAGUCUUAUGUGUACGUAGAUAUCAUUUAAGAGUAUGGAGUUAAAAUUGACAUAAAGGUUUUAAGCCACAAUAUUUGAUGUUAAUGAAUUAAAGAUUACUUCUAAGAUUUACAAUCAAUAGUAGUUUAUUAUACUUUUUUGUUUAUUCUCAUUGAUUGUCCUGUUAUAUAGGAAUCAUUGUUCAUUUUUCAAAAUCGGUAUUCAUUCACUAUCAUUUUAUUGUGCCCUGGAAGUUUAGACACUAAAAUUCAAAAAUGUGUUUUAUCUUGUGUGAGGUGUAGGGGUAUGGAAAUGUGUGUAUGAUGGGAUGGUGUGUGUGUGUGUGUGUGUGUGUGUGUGUGUGUGUGUGUGUGUGUGUGUGUGUGUGUGUGCAGGCAUCAAGCAUUUUGUCACUUGAUGAGAUAUUAGUAAGUAUUUUAUAUAUAAAAUUAAUACUAGCUG